GUCCUCGGCCAAGCACGACGCGUUGGUUGGCUUCCAUUUCCGUGUCCGUUGGUUUCCUGCCUGUGUGGGAGAGCGUACGUAAGUGCGUGCCCCUCUCUGCCUGAGUUUGUGUGUGUGUGUGUGCCUGUAGGUGUAAGGGCGCCAAGUUGUUCACCAGUUAAACAACAACAGUCAAACAGAGACAUUUAUCCUUUGAGAGGAAGACGCAGACAAAUAUUUAUAUGGACAGAUAGACAGCCGAAACCAAAAAUUUCAAAACAACUGAAAAAAUUGAAGAAAUAGGCGUCCACAGCGGAAGACGCUGAGAAGCAGGCAACAGUUCUGUUGCCGGCUAACAUGGAAAUGGAUGUUAAUCGCCAGACACGCCACAAUGGCAACCUAAUGACCAUAUCCGCCCGCUGUUCCAACAACAAUUCAACAGCAACAAUAGCAGCAGCAACAGCAGCAGCCACUACAGGAACUGAGGCAGCAGCAGCAUCCUAUUCGGCGCCGCCGAGCGGUUGUUGCGGCAGCUUGAGUCGCCUCUUUUGUGUUAAUCGCCACAAGGCAACGCAUUCGGUGGCAGGCAUCGAGUGCCACAGCAGCGAUCCAUUCUCGUCUCAACUGCAAUGCAAAGCGGCCACUGCAUCCGGACAGCGACGCCGACGGACGCCACAGGAAAUCUACUUUGAGAGUCGCGGCAAGUCCUGCAAGAAGCUAUUGAAAUUCAAUGGAAAUUCCAAUAAGAUAUUGCUUUAUCCUGAAGAGGGCUGGGCGCGCACCGCCUCGUCCAGCUACUGGACUAUCACGCCCUGCUGGUGGCAGCCCAAUCGGUGCCGCAUUGUCGAGUUCUCCGGCACCCAGCGUCGGGCGACAAAGGCACAAAUGCUGCCACUGGAGCAGCAGGGUUCCCUGCUGAUUGCCGGACACUUUGGCAGGAGCACGCCAGUGGCGUCGGCAUCGGCAGCAGCAGCAGCAUCCGGAACUGUGGCUGCCACUCCAACAUCUGCUGGAUCUGGAGCAGGAGCAACAACCACUGCGGCGGCAACAACAGGCUCUCGGAGCAGGUCCAAGGGCUGUGACAAGUCACAGCCUGCGUGGAACGACGAGUUCAAGCUGUAUCUGACGUCGAACAUCUCGAUGGAGGACUACAACAUGGGUUACUGCCUCACGGGCUUUGUGGAGAGGCGCUGCCAGCUGACAAACACCUUUCAGAUGACUCACUUUGCCGUCAUCAAGCGGCAGUGGCCGCCAUCGCCGUCCAAUCUGAGCAAAUCGUAAGAUAACCUGGCUCCAACUGCAAUUGCAACCUUUACAACCCCCCACACAUUUGUGAUUGUGAUCCGGUCUUUGGUUUAGAUUUGAUCCCUAUUUUUGUAAAAUUUUUAGCAAUUAAGUAGUGUGAAAUAAUUGUUGUGCAAUCUCAAAUCGAAAUCAAAAGAAAUACACCUUCAGGCAGUGCCCUGAACACGGUGAUAGAUUAAACUCUUUGGCUAUAAAGGAACCUAAUUCUAAUGAAAGAGAAAACUUAGAUGAGCUCAAGCUUACGCAGCGGGAGUAUAUUUAGCCUCUAUUUAAGGGACGACUGGAACUUCGCUUCUGUGUGUAUUUAGUGGGUAAAUUGUAUUUUUAUCUAAAUGUUCUAGAGAAAUGCCAGCAAAAACUUAGCAGAAACCCCAAACCGAAACCAAAACCGAGAAAAAAACUCUAUGUGUGCUUUCAGUGUUGUGUACUAUAAAAAAUAAAUAUAGAAAAAAACGCAUGAAAAACGAACUGUUAAAUGCCAAAUGAAACUAAACCGCUUAGCCAACACACACACACACGCAUAGUAGCAGCAGCAGCACACUCAUACAGUUGCAGCACUUGAGGUUGGGCAGCUACUUAAUUCCUCAAAAAAGUGCAACAAAUUGAAACUUGUGCUUGUCGAAGCAUGUGAUUGUGAGUGCUCCACUAGGGGCACGGCACCUAAGUGUGCAAGUGUGCAAGUGCGCUGGUGUUUUUUUUUUUUUUUUUGUUUUUUUUUUUUG
Messenger RNA from Drosophila miranda, 2006 nucleotides. RefSeq lists its product as uncharacterized. The transcript is spliced from 2 exons. Bases 337 to 1260 code for a protein of 307 amino acids. Lineage: Eukaryota; Metazoa; Arthropoda; Insecta; Diptera; Drosophilidae. The record is from RefSeq and is a predicted model, not a curated record.